CUUCCGUUUCCGGCGGAGGCGGCGAUGGCGGCCGCCCGGCUGCUGCGGGCGGUGGUGGGCGCGGCGCUGGGUUUCCUCGCCGCGGCGGGCAAGAUGAAGGUCGUGGAGGAGCCGAAUACGUUCGGGUUGAAUAACCCGUUCUUGCCUCAGACAAACCGGCUGCAGCCGAAGACCCCUUCUGCAGUAUCAGGCCCCGUGCAUCUCUUUAGGCUUGCUGGCAAGUGUUUCAGUUUUGUGGAAUCCACGUAUAAGUAUGAGUUUUGUCCUUUCCAUAAUGUCACUCAGCAUGAACAGACUUUUCGAUGGAAUGCCUAUAGCGGGAUUUUAGGAAUCUGGCAUGAAUGGGAAAUUGACAACAACACAUUUGUUGGAAUGUGGAUGAGGGAAGGAGACUCGUGUGAAACCAAGAGCAGACAGACAAAGGUUCAUCUUGUUUGUGGAAAGAGCAAUAAAUUGGCUUAUGUGUCUGAGCCAAGUACUUGUGUUUACUCCUUGACAUUUGAAACUCCUCUUGUGUGCCACCCUCACUCCCUUUUAGUUUAUCCAACUCUGACUGAAGUACUACAAAGGAAGUGGGAUGAAGCAGAGCAGUUUCUGUAUGAUCAACUAAUAACUGAACAGGGAUACAAAAAAAUACUGAAAGAAAUAUUUGAGGAAGCAGGACUUCUAAAAGCAACAGAAGAUAAGGAAGUUGAGAAAAAGAACAAGAAAAUAGGUCUGCAAUUUGAAACAGUGGAGAAGUGCAAUAAGGAAUACGAGCAACUUUCUAAAGAAAUAAAAAUCCUUAAAGAUCUAUUAAGUCAGCACAGCAUUGCAUACAAAGGAAAUUCUGCUGAAAAUACCAGUAUUGAACAUGUAAAUCAUGAAGGGGCAACUGCAGAGACAACUGUUCUUAACAGGUCAAAGAAUGAUGAACACCUGCAUGGAGAUAUAGGAAUUUAGCAUGACACUGUGCAUGAAGAAACUUGAGUGAUAAACAGCAACUUCAUGUGAAACGUCGAGCUGGUUGCAUGUGUAGAAUGACACUAUGAUGAUUUACCUUUUGUGAGCAUUCUUGACUUCCGGAAUUUCUGCCCUAAAGUAAAAGGAACAUAAUGGAAUGAGGCCUUGCUGUUACUAAGAUCAGGUGGCCAGUUUCUGACAACAUUUGUAAAAACUUCUGUGCUCAGGCAGGUAUUGGGUGUAGGCUUACAGAUUCUGUGUCUCCAGCCUCAGCUUUGUUAUUUUCUUUGAUCAAGCAUGGUAACAAGUGGCAUGUAUACAAAAUAGUGCCAUACCAGCGCUCUGAAGUGUUGCAUGAAAGGUACUAAGGAACAAUACUUGGAACACGUUACUUCACCUGUACACUAAAAUAAGUGUUUUCUGUGCCGACUCUAGGAAAAAAUAAAAAUUUCCUGCUGCAGCAGCGCAUAGGAAGCAACCCCAUCCACCUCAGCUCCGAGGCUGAUGUAAUCACGGAUAGUGGGCAAACUGUUCAGGUUCUCAAGGAAAGCUCCUCUGAAAACACCAACUCGUUACGGGAUAGUCGUGUUAAGCGAACACGUGGCAAUUCUCCGAAUGUAACAAUAAAACGUACUGCGCUAA
Cygnus olor (mute swan) is the source of this 1584-nucleotide messenger RNA. It is a transcript of the gene GNPTG, whose product is annotated as N-acetylglucosamine-1-phosphate transferase subunit gamma. The record is from RefSeq and is a predicted model, not a curated record. Lineage: Eukaryota; Metazoa; Chordata; Aves; Anseriformes; Anatidae. Gene Ontology annotation, cellular component: Golgi apparatus.